AGCUGUGCCCUUUUCAAGUGUCGGGCUUCAGUCGCGCGGAACGGAGGCGGUGAGGUAUGGAGACGCUGUCGCCGACGAGCGCGCUGAUAUGCCAUUCGCUCCACACGUCGAACCAGCCCCCUGUGGCCAUUGUCCAUGAGGCGCAUCUCAACCGCCGGCCCUCCAGCAAGGCCUCCACCGCUCCGACCGAGCCGCCCUCCAGCCACGGAAGCUGGACGCCGUACCAAGCCGCCGUCAGGACGGCGGACAUGGUCCUCAGGCCGCCGUCCAGUGCCAGCUCCGUGGUGUCCUGCCGACGGGACAGCUUGGAUGGCUAUUCGAUCUCACAGGACUUGAAGGCCGACGGCUUUGACGGAAACCUGCGGCUCCUCUCCGAAGAAGAGGUGGCGCAGAGGGCGUCCAGCGCGCUGUCCUACUUCAGGACCACCCGCGAGAUCAAUCGACAGGCCCGCAGCGCGGAAGAAAUGGAGUACGCGCUGCAGAAGGCCCGGCAGCGCCGCAAGUCUGAGGAGCUGCGUCCCAAGCAGCAAAUGCUGGCUCUAGAGGCCACAGUGGAGACGGAGAUGUCAGACAACGAGGAACACGAGGAGCAUACGAGUCCGAGGAUGACACUGGCAGAGCGCAUGGGCUACGGGGUCAAGGGAAAGGAAGUGUCCAAGUGGAAGAAGCGGGCCGUGAAGGAAAAACCCAAGAAAUCGGCGUUUGCCAGCAUACAAGCUGGAAGCAACGAUCUCUUGGCCCGACUGCGCCAGAAGCGGAUGACCAUUGAGUGAGAUGGCCAUAGGCCAUAGGCCGAAGGAAAACUCCCUGAAAUUGUGAAUUGGCGCGUGUGGGGCCGGCCAAUUGAAAAGACGGACAUGCAGGCAUCGUUUUAUCGGCUCUCCAUACCUGGCCUGGAGCCCCUGGCUGGAAUUCGGACGCCCCUCCAGAGCGGGGAUUUGUCUAGACGGCGUCUCUAGGAAUAGGAGCAGCGAAGCACCAGAUGGCAGGAUCAUAGAUCCAAGUAGGUCCAAGUAGGUCCAGGUAGGUCCAGGUAGGUCCAAGUAGGCGCCGGGGCCAGGCCGCCACAAGAUGUGGCUCUCGUCUCACCUCCGGCUGCCACCCAGCGCAGCUUCCCGGAGUUUCAUGGCCUGCGUGGCACAAGCUCCGCGCAGUGCUGGGACUGC
Effrenium voratum is the source of this 1166-nucleotide messenger RNA. The record is from the annotation of a GenBank genome assembly. NCBI's taxonomy places the organism in Eukaryota, Dinophyceae, Suessiales, Symbiodiniaceae.